GAGUUGGAUAUGGACAAGUGUUCGGUACGGCUAUUGUGUCCACGUACUAUGCCACUUUGAUGGCUCUUACUCUUCGUUAUUUGAUAGAGUCGUGUUAUCCGACGCUGCCCUGGAGUUAUUGUCGCGAAGAGUGGGGCGACGCCUGUAUCGAUUCGAAGCUCAAUAAAACAAACGUUUUCACAAAUGAAACUAAAGUGAAAAGCACAUCGGCGGAAUUUUAUUUCACAAAAGUAAUUUUGCGAGAAAGGGACUCCAUACAUGAUGGAAUAGGUUACCCAAGUUGGUCGUUAGCCCUGACACUAGCUGUUUCUUGGCUCGUGAUAGUCUCCAUACUUCUUAAAGGCAUUAAGAGCUCGGGCAAGGCAUCAUAUGUCCUUGCACUUUUUCCCUAUGUGGUUAUGUUUAUCCUACUCAUACGUUCAUUGACACUGCCAGGCGCUCUCAAUGGUGUUUUGUAUUUUCUGAAACCUCAGUGGGAUAAACUUCUAGACCCAAAGGUAUGGUAUGCAGCUGUUACUCAAGUAUUUUUUUCGCUUGCCAUUUGUUUUGGAAACAUAAUCAUGUACGCCUCGUACAACCGAUUCCGGCACAACAUAAAAAGGGACUGCACAAUUGUCACCACCUUAGACACGUUCACUUCGCUUCUCUCUGGUGUAAUCAUUUUCGGCAUCCUCGGAAACUUAGCUCACGAAUCAAAUACCUCUGAUAUACAAAAUGUUGUAAAGAGUAACACGGGACUCGCGUUCAUCUCGUAUCCAGACGCCAUAUCUAAAUUUGAGUUUCUACCACAAGUAUUUUCCGUGCUCUUCUUUUUGAUGUUGUUUGUACUGGGUAUCGGAAGCAAUGUGGGCAUGGCUUCGUGCGUUAUGACCGUAUUAAAAGAUCAAUUCACCAACACAAAACAAUGGAUUAUUGCUGUGGGCAUCGCUGUUGUAUGUUAUGGAAUCGGCCUUAUAUAUAUAACUCCAGGUGGUCAAUAUCUAUUGAACUUUAUGGACUUCUACGGGGCGUCAUUCGUAGCUUUAGUAUUGGCGAUAUUCGAACUGAUCGCUGUUGGCUGGAUAUAUGGCGUAAAAACCCUGUGUCAUGACGUUUACUUCAUGUUGGGUAUAAAAACUUCUCUCUAUUAUCGGAUUUGCUGGGGAUUAAUUACACCCGCCUUCAUGGCUGCAGUUCUGAUCUAUACGCUGGUGAACUAUACGCCCUUACAAUACAAUGGCUAUACCUAUCAGGAUGGAUUAUACAUUUUUGGUUGGUGCGUCUCAGGUUUCGGCUGUGGUCAACUACUUGUUUGGGCUAUAGGCGAAGUUUGCUACCGAACCAGUGGGACAAUGUGCGAGCGGAUAAAGGAGAGCUUUAAGCCCGAAGCCGAUUGGGGGCCAUUGGACCCUGCUACUUUGAAAGAGUAUCAGCUAUUCAAAACAGAAGAACGGACAAAUGAAAUGUUUAAAAAAACUGGGAUCUGCUACAAAAUAUACGAUAAUAUAUUUGGUUAGAAUUUAAGUACAUAUCUGUAUAUAAGUACAUAAGUAAAUAGUUUAAUAUCGCUGACAUAUAAUAUGUAUGUACAUUAGACUGUCCCAAGAAUAUUUCGAAAACAAAUUGUUUGCAAAUUUUUAUAUGAAUACCCUCUAUAUUUGUGUUUUUUAUCCUAAAUAAGAUACAUACAUAUGUACAUAUAUUUAAGUUUGACCGUAAGAUAAUGAUACCCCGUGCAGACUUUUAGUUGAAGUUUUAGUUAAUAACUUGAAUUAAGGCUUCCAAAUUGUUCAUGAAAACUAUGAAAAAUUCUAUAUGUUUUCCAUAUUUGAACGCAUUUCUAGUAAAUCUGCACCUUUAAAUUUUAAAAGGACGGCAGAAUUUAAUUUUUUUUAAUAUCUUUUGAAAUUUGUAUCCUUUACUAU
Messenger RNA from Rhagoletis zephyria (snowberry fruit fly), 1904 nucleotides. RefSeq names its product sodium-dependent nutrient amino acid transporter 1-like. The record is from RefSeq and is a predicted model, not a curated record. Lineage: Eukaryota; Metazoa; Arthropoda; Insecta; Diptera; Tephritidae. Gene Ontology annotation, biological process: amino acid import across plasma membrane; sodium ion transmembrane transport; nitrogen compound transport. Gene Ontology annotation, cellular component: plasma membrane. Gene Ontology annotation, molecular function: amino acid:sodium symporter activity; L-amino acid transmembrane transporter activity.